AGAGAGAGAAAGAGGAGGGAGGGAGGAAGUCCUACUUUCCAGGACUUCUCAUGAAGCACGUCAGACGUCUCUUAUGAGAGGAGGCAGAGGAUCUUACCACUCUAGUGUGGAAGGAGACCAGGAGGAGGACAGGAAGCAGUGGAACCCGGGUGUUUAUAUGUGAGUGGGGUGAAAAGAGAGAGAGAGACAUUCGUCUCUGUGGGUCAGCCGAUGAGAGAAGAUGAAGAACCAAAUCACUAACGCCCUCUCAGACUUCUUCUUUGAGUAUGAAACCCCGCGUCAGGUUCUGGUGAGGAACAGGAGAGUGGGAGUGGUGUGCCGCCUCAUCCAGCUGGGGGUCCUGGCUUACAUCAUCGGGUGGGUGUUCAUCUAUGAGAAAGGAUACCAGUCCACGGACACAGCAGUGAGCUCCGUCUUCACCAAAAUGAAAGGAGUGGGGUACACCAAUGAUAAAGGAAGAGAGCGAGUCUGGGAUGUGGCGGACUACGUCUUUCCUCCACAGGGGGACUCAUCUUUCGUGGUGAUGACAAACUACAUCAUAACUGAAGGUCAGAGCAUGUCAAAGUGCCCAGAGCUUCCAGGAAAACACAACUGCAAGACAAACGCAGAAUGUGAAGGAGGGAGUUACAAACGUACGGGACAUGGACAAAUGACGGGAGUUUGCGUGAACACCACAGGGACCUGUGAGGUGCUGGCCUGGUGCCCUGUUGAGGAUGAUCAAACCAUACCAGAUCCUCCUCUGUUGAUGUCUGCAGAGAACUACACACUGUUCAUCAAGAAUUCAGUGACUUUUCCCUUAUUUGGAGUCACAAGGAGUAACCUGGUGGAGGGCAUUGAUGCUGGCUACAUCAGUAAUUGCCUCCAUGAUCCAGAGAAAGCUCCAUUGUGUCCCAUCUUCAAACUGGGAGACAUCGUCAAACUGUCUGGUUUCAACUUUGAAACAAUAGCCAGAGUGGGUGGGGCCAUCGGUAUAGUAGUGGACUGGACGUGUAACUUUGACGUGGAUGUGAGACACUGUAAACCAAAGUACAACUUCCACGGCCUGUAUGGAAACCCCACAGAGACGGACAAGGCCAGAGCUUCAGUGGGAUACAAUUUCAGGUUUGCUAGGCAUUAUUUGGAAGACAAAAUCGAGAAAAGAACCCUUCUCAAAGUGUUUGGGAUCAGGAUCGACAUCAUUGUGCAGUCCCUGGCAAGAAAAUUUGAUAUCAUCCCAACACUGACAGCUAUCGGCUCUGGAGUGGGAAUCUUUGGAGUGGCCACUGUAGUGUGUGACUUGGUGCUGCUCUAUUUGCUCCCCAAAAGAGAAUUUUACAAGAACAUGAAAUUCAAAUACACAGACACGCACAUACAGCCUGACAGCGAGUCGCUUGAUUUAGACACAAGUGUCUAUUACACCAUUGAAGCAAAGGCAAGACAAGCCCAAGGCACUGACAAGUCCAACGAUCCUGAUUCAGAGGCAGGCAGCAUAGAGACUGAGAUGUCUAAAAAAUGACCUGGGAGCAAGCUUAUUCAGUGCUUUUUUGGACGCUGUACCGCACUGGAACCUUGCAAUAAAAGAGCACACAAACACUCAGACUCUAAGUGGACUCUUGACUGGAGCGGACAAAUUCAAAGACAUUGCUCCAUGGGCCCUCUUCUUCUUCUUGACUUCUGGCUGCAUCUUGAAACAUCUUCCCCAUCUAAAGCCACCCUGAGGGACUACAGUGACUCUUACUGUUGUGUGUUGAGCCCUAGUGUAGCUCAAACUGUGUGUGUACUCUUCUGGGUGUAGCUCAGUUUGCUUUUAUUCAGUCUUUGGGUGUAACCCUCCACCUCCUAACCGUCCCAAUAUCUGAGGUGAAAGAAAAAGUUUCAGGCACUUCUGUGUUUGUAUACAUAUCAUCCAUAAAACCUUAAUAAUCCAUGUCACUGUCCUUGUCAAAACAAGAUAAACACAAAUGAUGUGUGGAUGUGCCACUGUCGGAGUGAUUCAUCCCCCAUGUGCACCUUGUGAUCGACUGCUGCAUUCAAUA
Cheilinus undulatus (humphead wrasse) is the source of this 2015-nucleotide messenger RNA. RefSeq names its product purinergic receptor P2X, ligand-gated ion channel, 1 (gene p2rx1). NCBI's taxonomy places the organism in Eukaryota, Metazoa, Chordata, Actinopteri, Labriformes, Labridae. The coding region runs from base 221 to 1495 and encodes 424 amino acids. Gene Ontology annotation, cellular component: nuclear inner membrane; plasma membrane. The record is from RefSeq and is a predicted model, not a curated record. Gene Ontology annotation, biological process: monoatomic cation transmembrane transport; response to ATP. The transcript has 14 exons. Gene Ontology annotation, molecular function: ATP binding; purinergic nucleotide receptor activity; extracellularly ATP-gated monoatomic cation channel activity.